Messenger RNA from Trichomonas vaginalis G3, 3051 nucleotides. RefSeq names its product negative regulation of protein autoubiquitination. Gene Ontology annotation, cellular component: transcription factor TFIID complex. The coding region runs from base 1 to 3051 and encodes 1016 amino acids. Gene Ontology annotation, molecular function: TBP-class protein binding; RNA polymerase II general transcription initiation factor activity; RNA polymerase II general transcription initiation factor binding. Gene Ontology annotation, biological process: RNA polymerase II preinitiation complex assembly; transcription by RNA polymerase II. The transcript has a single exon. NCBI's taxonomy places the organism in Eukaryota, Parabasalia, Trichomonadida, Trichomonadidae. The record is from RefSeq and is a predicted model, not a curated record.
AUGGAAGGUGUAAGUUUGUAUCAGGCAUUGACUGCUGAUACAAAGAUUAAGUUCCACUUAUCCAUCUUCACUAUUACAGUUGAUAAACCUCUGUCAACUCCGCGUAGAUUAAAUCGGCGUCAAUUAAAAGUUGAUGUUGAGAAGGACCAAGCACAAUUAGAUCCACCAAUUCGAAGGCAGAAAGAAUACGCGAACUCUGAUGGAAUGGAUGACGCAAAUGAACAACUUGCUCCAAUAAUUAAACAAACAAAGAAACAUUUACCUGAAUUAAACUUUCCAACAUUUGCAUUAGUGAAUGAAAAGGAAUUCUCUACGUAUUCUUAUAAACAAGAUAAAAGACAAAGGCAACCAGUACCAAAACAAAUAGUCAAACAAGAAAAUCCUAGACAGCAGCAAAUGCCAUUGCCAACAACUUCUCCUAGUCCAUAUGGCCAAAGUCAAAUGCAAAUGCAGUAUAUUCAACCACAAAUGCAAAUGCCACAAAUAUCACAAUAUUAUCAAUUACAGAUGCUUCAGCAGAAUAAGGGAAUGGAUAAGAAUUUGUCCAUGCAACAACAAUUAAAUUUAAUGAGAUAUAAUCCAAAUAAUAAUAAUAAUUACCAAAUUCCAAUAACGACAUCUUUACAGACCUCCGUUGGUAAGACAAUGCCAACUCCUCAAACACAGCCGCAAAAUCAGCAAAAACAACCCCCACAAAUUAAAAAUAUUUAUUUGAACCAAGAAAUUUUAAAGUUCAGAUAUGGUGUCAUUAAAGAUCCUUCUGAAACUCCGAAUAUACCAUUAGUACUAGAUAAAUCCGAUAAAAUGAUUAAGUUUACCGAAUCAUUAUCAGAAUCUCAAGAUAAUUCAUCGAAGAACCAAGCAAUGCUAGACUGGAAUACCCUCAAAUUCCAUUGCGAUGAAUACUACAUGUCACUUACUGAAAAUUUUUUAUCCUCCAGGCCAAAUCUCGACAUCCAACAUUCAGAUGUAGCGACCAACUUAUACCUUAUAGAGCCAAACCCUCAUGAUAUUGAAACCCAACACCAUCCGCGCUUGAAUACCCUUCAAAUUCUCGGUUUACCGCUGAAAAUUACUUAUGAUCCUAAAACUCAUCCGAGUUACAGCAACGAAUUCGACACAGUACAGAUUUCUCCGUAUCUUAGAGACUUCGAAAGCCUUUCUGGUCGAAAUGGAAGAAAAUUAAUUUUACUUGAACACACUUCCGAGAACCCUGCAUUUAUUUUGAACGUCGGAAUGGCAUCUAGACUCAUUACUUACUAUCAUCAGGCCACAGCUGAAGAUAUUCCGAGAAGUUUGAUUGAAUCAGAUACACAUCUCAUCAAACCGAACCAAGCAUCACCUUUCUUAGCCUCUAUUCCUAAGAGUACACCAAUUCACACUAUUUCCUGCAACAUGUUCGAUGUUCCUGUUGCUAAACAUGAUGUUGAACCAACAGAUUUCCUUUUGAUAAGGGAUAUGGAGGACAAUCGCAAGUUCUAUAUAAGACACAUCGAUGCUACAUACUGCGCCUCUCUUUUGGAAGCAAGAGUAAAAGUUAUGAGGCCAAAUAAAAAAGUGACUCAAACUUUUAUAACCAAUUUCAUCACCGCGAUAUUAGUAAACAUAUUCAGAGGUAAUAAGCAGUACAAAGGCCGUAGCAGAAUCCAAGUUUCCAGUGUUCUCAAAGAAUUUUUCCCAGAUAUGAACGAAUUAAAGCUUCGUGAAGUCCUAAAGAAGUUUGCAAAGAACUAUAGAGAGCAAGGUAGUGGUUAUUGGGAACCUGUCGAGAAAGAUCUCGAUGCAUUUUUCGGAACAAUCCAAAUUACACCGGAAGAUGUCUGUUCUUAUCAGUCCAUGCAAGCAGGUUUCAAGAAACUCAGACGCAGUGGUGUGAAUAUGCUCAUCCGAUCCAAAAGAGUUUACCAGCAAAUCCAAAAUCUCAAAGGUGAACUGACCAAAAAAGUGGCUGAAAAAAUUGAGCUCGAACUUAUGAAGACACCAUGGGCGAGAACUGAGAACUUCACAAAGGCGUUCGAUGGCCAGUUGAUGGAGAUGUCACGUGCAGAUACAGGUGAACAAAUUGUCAGAACGAAAGGAAGAAGAGGAAAAUCAGAAGCAGGUGAACAAAAAGAACCUAAGAAACAAAGAUAUGGCACAGAUGCGGAUCUUCGUGUUCUGCACAUCCCACAGCUUAACGAGAAACUUCGUUCAUACGGCAUCCCAGAAGAACAGAUUGCACGUCUUCUUCGCUGGGAUAAAGUUAAAUUACUUCGCGAAAUCACAUCUAACCAGAUGAAGGAAGGCAUCCAGACUGAGGACACACUUAAGUACGCACGUGGUCCAUGCAACCAGUACCAAGAGAAGAAAGAGCAGUACAAGAAAGUCUACGAAGAAUCAUUCAAGACUAACUUGCAGUACAUCAGCUCAUCCAAGAAAGAUGACAGCGAGUACCAAGACAUGGAACAUCUUGACCAAGUUUCACUUGAAUGGGCACGUGCAGACUUUUCCGAUGAAGAAGACGACAACGACGACGCAUCAGUCGACCUCACAUCUAUUGACGAGAAACCACAGCAGAUCACAGACACAGGUGAUCCUAAAGAGCUUGUUCGUUACGGUAUCUGCACAUACCACUUCAACGUCGACUGGAACGAACUUGGCUUCGGCGGCUACGCGAUGCGUAAGGCAGCUAAGAUCAUCAACAUUUCGUACAAGAACAAACAACUUGAUGUUAAUGUUCGAUGGGAGCGUCAGCCACACCAGAUCAAGAACAUGGAAGAACUCGAGAACGAUGUCAACUACCAGGAAUCUAACAAGUUCGGCAGCAACAACGACUUCGUCACAUCAGUUCUGCAAGCUAUGAAACGAACACUUCAAGACAAGAUCAGGCGAACACGUCAGCAGGAGCGUAAAGACAAGACACAACAAGUUCAGCGCUUUAUCAUCACCGAACACCAGGAGAUGCUUGUCCAAGAUCCCGAUAAGAACUUGACAUUUAUAUUGACACCAGAAGUCAUCAUGCGCAUCGAAAACUCAUCACGUGCAUUCAAGAACUACUGUGACCACAAUUAA